Molecule: messenger RNA, 5295 nt
Organism: Patiria miniata (bat star)
Lineage: Eukaryota; Metazoa; Echinodermata; Asteroidea; Valvatida; Asterinidae
Exons: 28
Coding region: 257-4993 (1578 amino acids)
Biological process (GO): proteolysis
Cellular component (GO): membrane
Molecular function (GO): serine-type endopeptidase activity; protein binding
Source: RefSeq, a predicted model, not a curated record
GUGACGUAUCUAUACUGGCAAGAAACAUCUGUGUUGGUUGGAAGAACGCAGCUUGGCCGCAAGUCACCGAUAUCAACAAAUUAUUGCGUGGUUGUUACCGCAGUUGCUUGGACCACCAAUAAACAGUGUGGUUGAUAAAUUUGCAAGCCGCGGAACAUACAACUACACAACCGGGAAAUUGCUUCUUCGAGGGAAGUGAUCCGCAUACCUCUUCAAAGUUUUGCUGGAUACAUUUCUCUACUCGGACGCCAGCAGUAUGCGCGCAAUACGUCUUCUAGGAUUCACCAUAGCUUUAUUUCUUUUACUUGAGGUCGACCAUGUCUUCAGUAAAGAACUCGGUCUUAAAUCACGGAGCAAGAUAAAAGAAAAGAAACUACAUCCCCCCAAAAGAGUUGACAAGGUUUACUACGUUAGCAACAGACAUAGGAGGGAUUCUGGCAGCAGUGAUGAAGGAGAUGAUGAGGAUGAAGAGGAGACUGGAGAAGGAGACUACCGUGCACAGUAUGGGAAACCCAAUGCACCAAACACCCAUAAAAACACAGGAGGUGCACCUCAAGCUGAGACUGAAUACAGCAUAAGGCUCGUUAAUGGUAGGAAUGAGUACGAAGGAAGAGUGGAAGUCAAGAAAGAUGCCAGUAGCAGAUGGGGGUUGGUGUGCGACGACUACUGGGGGAUGGAGGAGGCAACGGUCGUCUGCAGACAACUCGGAUAUGGUGACCCAGUUGAGGCGGUGUCCAACGCACUCAACCGUUUCAGCGGCAGCAUCGGGAAGAAACAAUACGUGAUGGACGACAUCCAGUGUCGGGGGACGGAGGACGCACUGCAGCUGUGUCAGUUUGCGGGCUGGGGGGUGACCAACUGUAUCUCCGAUAUUGAGGUUGCUGGCAUUGUCUGCUCGCCACCGAACAUGGAUCCUGAUGCUAAUCCAGUAGGCAAGGCUGCUGAGACCCUCGUGGUGUUUGACGUCGAUGCCUCGGAUUUGCCAGACUGGCUUCGGUCUGUCGUACGAACUGUUAGUCGUCAAGCUCAAUCUCCAGAAUGCUACAAUCUUCUUGGCGGAGAGGAUUAUCGGGGGACUGUCUCUCAGACAAGAGGUGGCAUUCCGUGUCAAUCCUGGGGUAGCCAGUCCCCCCACAGCCACACCGUCGUCCCCCAGGACUAUGCCCACCGGGGGAUCGGGCAGCACAGCUACUGCCGCAACCCUGAUGAUGACGACCAACCCUGGUGCUACACCAGGGAGGGCGGGACGCGAUGGGACUACUGUGACGUCGGACGGGUGUCGCAACAGAAAUGCAGAAAUCCUGAGUCCCCGGAGUGUUUUACCGACUCGCGGGGCGCUGACUACCGCGGUUUCGUAUCCACGACCGUCUCCGGCAAGACCUGUCAGAAAUGGACUGUCCAGACCCCCCACACGCACCGCCACACCCCGGACCGCUUCCCCGACGAUGGACUAGGGGACCACAACUACUGCCGCACCGUGUCAGAGGUCAACGCGGAGAGACCGUGGUGUUAUACAGUGUCUGCAGCAAGGAGAGAAUACUGCGAUGUGGGGCUGCCACAAGUAAGCUGUAAUAGACAAGCCGUCGCUGAGCAGAGGACCAACCCCAUGGAGCAUUUUGCGCUCUUCCAGAACGCCGCCAUCCCCGGAGCCAACAUGGAGGAGCAUCACGGAGUCACUGCCGAGCAGUGCGCGGAGCUCUGUCUCGCAACAACCAGCUUCUCGUGCCGAUCGUUUGAUCAUUACAGAGACGACAAUCGCUGUUGGUUGUCGGACAAGUCUUCGCAUUCCUCAGAUCUCAAAUUUGAUUUCAACAACAACCCUUUUGACUACUACGAGAGGAUUGACAUUGGCACACUUUCGCAAUUUGAGAUCAUCCCCAAUGCAGCCAUCGCCGGGCACAAUGAGGAGGAGCAUCAGGGCGUAUCCAUGCAGCGUUGCGCUCAAUUGUGCGUCCUCGCGACGUUUGGCUGUGCAUCCUUCGACUACGCGCGGCGAACGUCUCAGUGCUGGCUGAGCCGAGCCACCACGGAAACGGCCAAUCUCAGGACUGAUAUCGAGGCUCAACCGUUUGACUACUUCCAGCGAAACGGAGGAGCCAUGCCCGACUGUUACCGCGGCAAUGGUCACAGUUACCGAGGUUCAUACAGUGCAACCGAGACCGGCAAAGACUGCGUCCCUUGGACCUUUGCAGCAGCGCGAGGGGCUGGAGUCAACAACGCUCAGUACCCCAACACAGGUGUCGGUAAUCACAACCACUGCCGUAAUCCUGACAAUGACCAGCAGCCGUGGUGUUACUUCGCUGAUGCCAGCGGUCAGUUGGAAGGUUGGACGUAUUGCGGUCUGCCUGCUUGCCAACUCACUGGCCCCGCUGAGUCAGAGACACCCACCACAACACAGGCUCCGGGAGGACUACGGCUCUUGUCUCAGGGUAAAGAGACAGUCCAGAGCUCCACCCUGACGUUGACCGGCGUGGCUAGGGAAGCAAGUCUGGCCGUCGACGGGAACGCUUCUCCACAUUUUGAUGACAACAGCUGCACACUGACAGAUUCAGAGAGACAUCCAUGGUGGUAUGUUGACCUGGGCAGAGAGUAUGAAAUUGACCACAUUGUCAUCGUGAAUCGUUAUGACAACGGUAAUCGGUUGAAGCGCGCCACUGUCAGAGUCGGCGACGCCAUCCUGAACGUGGACUCGUUUUUGGAAUGCGGCCAAGUGACGGGCGCCAUGAUCAAAAACGCGGCGAAGAGAGAACACCGACAGAUAACCAUCCAGUGCUCAGCUGAGACGGUCGGUCGAUACGUCUACAUCGAGCAGACGCGCAACCAGGCCUUACACUUGACCUUGUGCGAGGUCGAAGUUUACGGUCAAGACGUCACAGCAACGGGCCCACCACCGUCAAUCUCCUGCAGUUCAGAACAGUUUGCGUGUGUCACUGGAGGAAUACACUGUAUCCCAAAUAGCUGGGUUUGCGAUCAAGAUCCCGACUGUGAAGACGGAACCGACGAGCAGGGAUGCAAUGAUCCCUUAGCUGACUUCAACCCUCUGGCAGACUCAGCUAUUCCGUCUUCCAUCAACCCCGACGUCACCUAUAUGGAUAAAACCCUUGCCGAGUGCGCACAGUUCUGCGUCACCAACAUGGAUAUCGUCUGUCGGUCCUUCGAAUACGAGGCCGCCACGCGAGACUGCUCGCUGUUUGACGAGAACCGAGCGCAGACGGGUGGACUUGAGGCCCGGCCGGGGGUGACGCACUAUGAGAGGCUGUCUCAGACAACUGACUGUAGCAAUGUGGAUGGAGAGCUGUACCAUCCGUGCCCUAGUGGCCGCUGUGUACCAACACGCUGGCUGUGUGAUGGCGACAACGAUUGUGGGGAUUUCUCUGACGAACGACAAUGCAGCGUAGAAGGACCAACACAAGAACCCAGCUCAGAGUUUGCCAUUCGCAUCGUCAAUGACCAGCUGGGUCAGACUUCAACCAAUGAGUACCAGGGGCGUGUGGAGGUCCAGUACAUGGGCGUCUGGGGUACCGUCUGCGAUGAUAACUGGGACAUCCAAGACGCGACCGUGGUCUGUAAACAGCUGGGAUUCACACGUGGUGCAGUCAGCGCAGUGAUUGUCGGCGAAUUCGGCCAGGGUAACGGCAACAUCAUCAUGGAUGACGUGGAGUGCGCCGGAACAGAAAUGUCCCUCGCCGAUUGUCCGUUUUCAGGCUGGGGAGUUCAUAAUUGUGUGGCCAGAGAAGCCGCUGGUGUUAUCUGUAUUCCCAAUGAAGGUUGCUUGGAUUCUCAGUUUGAAUGUGGGAAUGGCGACUGUAUUCCGCUCAACUGGAAAUGUGACGGAACCGACGACUGUGGUGAUAACAGCGAUGAGCAGCAAUGCCAAAGUGCGGAUCUUCCAGUUCGUCUUGUGGGUGGACCUGACGCAAACUCUGGCCGCAUUGAGGUCAUGUUUGCCGGUCAGUGGGGGACCGUCUGCGAUGACCGCUUUGAUGACAACGCCGCUCAGGUCGUGUGCCGGCAGCUCGGAAUAACUGGCAACUCUCGCGUCUUUGAGAAGGCCCAUUUCGGUCAGGGUCAGGGUCAGAUCUGGCUGGACGAGGUACAGUGUCAAGGUGGUGAGAAUCACCUUGGUGAGUGCGGUCAUUCCAGAUUCGGCUCCAACGACUGCUCCCAUGGUGAGGACGUUGGCGUGGAGUGUGGCAUCGUUCCUGUGCCUGAGGUUACAAUGGCUCCAGGAAGUUGCGGUGUUAAGCAAGUCGACAACGGCAUCAACGCUCGCAUCAUCGGUGGCACGGCAGCUAAGAAGGGUAGCUGGCCGUGGCAAGCCCAGCUCCUACUCAGACAGAGCGGCCAUUACUGUGGGGCCACGCUCAUUGACGAGUUCCAUGUUCUGACUGCCGCUCACUGCUUCCAGAGAUAUGGAAAAGACCGUUUCAAGGUCCGUCUGGGAGAACACGACCAGUAUCGCUCCGAGAAUUCAGAGCAGGACUUUGACAUUGAGUGUCUCCACCUCCACGAGGACUACAGCAGCUCCACGACCAAUAACGACAUCGCCCUGAUCAAACUCAAGCCCAAGAACGGCCGGGGAGCCCAGAUGAAUACCCACGUCUCGCCGGCCUGCUUGACGGGCCGGGACGAUCUCCCCGAUAAUCACCAGUGCUGGAUCUCCGGCUGGGGAAAUACAGGGAAUGACUAUCCCCGCCUCCUACAAGAAGCCCGGGUACCCCUCCUCCCCCGAUCCACCUGCACCGGCCGACGCGUCUACGGAUCCAAGCUGACCAGCCGCAUGCUGUGCGCCGGCUACCUGGGCGGUGGCAUCGAUUCCUGCGACGGAGACAGCGGGGGACCAUUGGUCUGCGAGUACCAGGGAACGUGGCAGAUCAUCGGCGUGACCUCGUGGGGGUCCGGCUGCGCCCAGCCCAAUGCCCCCGGGGUCUACUCUAGGGUCAACCAGUUCCUGGACUGGAUCAAUACCAAGAGACAGACUGCUCAGUGUUAAUGAGAUAUUUACUGGAAAUUCAGUACGAUAACCCGAUGUUAGUUAUGGAUAAACGGCGAAAUUAGACGGUACUUCCAGUGGUUUCAUAAUGGUACUCUAGUUAAAGGCAUGGUUAAACUAGAAAUUAUAAUAAAAUCAUCAUGUUUAUCUUGUACUAGGCAUAAACUUGUUCCCAUUCGAUACUGUCUUAAGUGAACACAUCUGGUCCACUUUAUGCACCAGAGUUUUAUUAUUGUGUGCUGUUCAAUGUCGUUGUAAAAAAAAGAUAUUUAUAUUUGCAGAAAUUUGUACCGUAUCAUAAA